This is a messenger RNA of Colletotrichum navitas, 1573 nucleotides long. RefSeq lists its product as uncharacterized. NCBI's taxonomy places the organism in Eukaryota, Fungi, Ascomycota, Sordariomycetes, Glomerellales, Glomerellaceae. The coding region runs from base 1 to 1383 and encodes 460 amino acids. The transcript has 2 exons. The record is from RefSeq and is a predicted model, not a curated record.
AUGGUUGGCCAAAUAUCUUACACCGAGGAGCAGAUAUUCUUCGUCCUGGAGCAGGUUCUCGCCGACAAGAAACGCGAUAUCAUUCUUUACGAGUACCAGAAGAAAUUCGGCAAAUCUCUUUCUGCGUCGCAGCUUCGAUACAUUAAGACUAAAUAUGGCCGUGACCCUGAGUUCGGCAAGCCUUCCGAAAACCUCAACAUAUCACUGAUACGGCCAUCAUGGGGGGGACGUACUCAGCUGCGGUUGCAGUCGCAGCUGCAGCGUGAGAAGUUCCCGCAAUACCAGUCACAUGUCAGCGGCCCAGAGCCGACUGGAACGUACUGGUUUGACCAGUAUGCCCCGACGGUAUACAAGACCCCUUACGGCUACCAGCCUGUUCUGCACUUCUACAACAAACUUCUGUAUCCCUCUACAACCCAGAAGAGACAGCUCGAGGAGCCUGGUGAAAUGCUUCCAAGUUCUGCAGCAAGACAGAUGCUUCCCAUUGAUGGAUUCAAUGAUACAUCGUUCUCCCCUGAUACUGCUCCUGAGUCCAUGGAGGAACCUAAGGCGAAACGGGCAAGACUGGAGUUGACAAAUAACAAUUUCGCUCAGGUCACUACGGCUAAACCGGCCCAAAUGUCGAUGGACAACCUCAAACAUCAGGGCAUGGAACAGGGUACCACAAACUUCUGCGAUAUUGUCCCUUCUGAAGAACCUGCCGCUCACGUUGACUCAGACAAGGCUGACGAGGCCUUCUACACCGAUGAUAACAAGAACGAGCAUUUCCCAUGCAGCCAGUUUAUCGAAGGUGUUGGCCACAAGACCCAGCCCGAGGACAUCUUGCCGCUGCCUUUAUCUUUUCAGAUGCCCCAGACUUGGGACAAAAACGCUGGCAUGAACAGCACCUCGGCCCAAGGACCAACUUCCGUUCCAACUUCCUUGUCUACAGCAACACAGUCAACAAUGGUGUCCGCAGACACAAGUCUCAUGUUUUCAGAUGCAGCAUGGAGCCAGAUCUUCAACAAGGUGGAAUCCGGCCCCCAAAGCAAUUGCCAAGCCAGCAGCUCAUUUCACUCUCCGCUGCUCUUGGAGGCACACAACCUUAUUCUGGACCAGGCCGUUCAACAUUCUUUGGAGGCAUUCGUUGGAGAUGCUAUCGUCGAGACGGAUACCAGUGGUUAUGUAUGUGACGGCGAGAAUCUGGGGCAGUCUGGCUCCGAAGUAAUGGCGGUCCCGGAACAGUCCGGGUUCGGUGAUGGUCUCGGUUUCCUUGACGGCCUCGACGACUUUGACAACGACAUUGACUGGAGUGUUGAUCCCCUUCUUGGAAACGAUCUAACUCCUGGUGUUUACCUAGCACAAGAGGUUGAUGACCAGACUCAAUCGGGCCACUCUGAGUAAGGCCACAGUUUGCAUUUUCUUCCUCAACUUCACACACUCUUACUCCAUAGGGCUACUUUGUGCCAAUCAAGCUAGAUCAGUAAAGACAACAAACCAGAGCAUUCGCCAAAGUACACCCAGAACACACAGUUCACAAAUUUGAAAUUUCAAAAUACUCAUACAAAGGAAGAAGGCCGGCCAGCGGGGAUGG